CGACGCGUUUCAAUCCAAGACGCCGUACCAAAUCCAUUCCUUUUUCAAGUUUUUUUUCCUCUUCGUAUAUCUUCCCCAGCCAACCUCCCAAACACAUACGAAACAAAGAGCCAAAAUCGAAAUGGCUCCGGCAUUAUCAAUCACCGGAAUUAACGUCGACAGCGUUAAGUUUCCGGCGACGGCGAAGCCUCCGGGCUCGACGAACACUCUGUUCCUCGGAGGCGCAGGGGUUAGGGGGCUGAACAUUGAAGGAAAUUUCGUGAAGUUCACUGCGAUCGGAGUGUACCUGGAGGAAAGCGCCGUACCGUGGCUCGCAGCCAAGUGGAAAGGAAAGACUUUGGAGGAGCUGUUGGAGUCCGAUGAGUUCUCCAGGGACAUCGUCACCGGCCCGUUCGAGAAAUUCACGAGGGUGACAAUGAUAUUGCCCUUAACGGGCGUGCAGUACUCAGAGAAGCUAUCGGAGAAUUGUGUUAAUAUUUGGAAAUCUUUCGGGAUUUACACUGAUUCAGAAGCCAAAGCGAUUGAAAAGUUUCUUGAGGUUUUCAAACCUCACACUUUCCCACCUGGCUCUUCAAUUCUCUUUACCCUAUCACCCAAGGGAUCAUUUACGGUAAGCUUCUCCAAAGAUGAUUCCUUACCAGAAGUUGGGAAUGUUGUGAUAGAAAACAAACUACUUUCGGAGGCAAUACUCGAGUCGAUCAUCGGUAAGCAAGGUGUUUCUCCUCAAGCAAGGAAGACUUUGGCUGAAAGAUUGUUUGAGUUGUUCAAAUUAGACAACAGUGGUGAUGGUAACAUUGCCGCGGCCACACAUGGGAAAGUGGAGGUUACUAAGAAAGUUUUAGAAGGAAAGAUGACCAAGGAAGUUGAACAAUUGGGAAACAAGAUAGUGUGAAAUCUAAGGAGAUUAUGAGAAAUGAAAAUUUCUUCAGGGACAUGUUUUCUGUUUGUAAUAAACAGUUUUUUUUUUAAAAAUAAUUUUAAUGAAUUUAUCAUAUAUGCAGUUGUUUGUUUUUGCCUUUAGCCUUUGUCGUACGGUUUAAGUUAAUGAUCAAAGCGCAGCUUGAAUUAUAUUAAAACUAAAACAAUUUCUCAAUUUCUAAGUUAGUAGUUUUGGUCAGGUGAUAAAAUCAUUAAGCAUUUCUAUUAAGUA
Ziziphus jujuba (common jujube) is the source of this 1150-nucleotide messenger RNA. RefSeq names its product chalcone--flavanone isomerase. The record is from RefSeq and is a predicted model, not a curated record. Gene Ontology annotation, molecular function: chalcone isomerase activity. The transcript is spliced from 4 exons. Lineage: Eukaryota; Viridiplantae; Streptophyta; Magnoliopsida; Rosales; Rhamnaceae. Gene Ontology annotation, biological process: flavonoid biosynthetic process. Bases 122 to 892 code for a protein of 256 amino acids.